AUGGAGGCUCUUACUGGUAUAAUGAAAAAAGCAGCUUCAGUUGGUCUGUUUAAUGGGAUUAAGAUUAAUUCGGACGGGCUCUCUUUGUCUUAUUUGAUAUAUGCGGACGAUGUAAUGUUCAUUGGGGAAUGGUCGGUUGCGAAUGUUAAUAAUCUUCGGAGGAUUUUGAGGUGUUUUUACUUAGUAUCUGGCUUGAAAGUCAAUUUAGCCAAGUGUAGUAUAUAUGGAGUGGGAGUAAAUGAGGAGGAAGUUCAAAAUAUGGCUCAGCUCUUGAGGUGUAGACAAGGUCUCGGCCCAACUGCCAUUGGGCAGCUACAACAACUGAUGUCCAUGUUAUGUAGCUGUUCUGUGUCUUCGGGCUUGGAUAGAUGGAACUGGAGGUAUGAGACUAAUGGAUCUUUUAGUGUAUCAAGUAUCAAACAGAUUCUUAGCACUAUGGGCCGUGUCAGAACCGGGAGCGUUUUUGAAUGGAACAACUGGGUACCGAAGAAGGUUGGCAUAGUGGUUUGGAGGGCAGAAAUGGAGAGGUUACCGACGAAGUGUGCGCUGGCAAGACGGAAUGUGCAGGUUCCGAAUCUAAUGUGUGCUUUAUGUGGAGAUUACGAAGAGUCAUGUGAUCACUUAUUCGUAUCAUGUCAUUUCGCACAAACGGUUUGGCAAAACCUUGCAGGUUGGUGCAGAAUUCCACCGAUAAUCGCGUUUGGCAUGAAGGAUCUUCUUACACUACACGGUUCAGACCCGGGCUCGAGGAGAAAGAAAGUUAUUCAUGCUGUGAUUCUAGUGGCUUUUUGGAGUAUAUGGAAGAUAAGAAAUGAUGUAGUAUUCAGACAGGCGGUCCCGAAUUUUACGCGUACACUUGAUGAGAUAAAAUCAAUGGCGUAUCUAUGGAUUAAAAAUCGUUCAAAAGUAGCGGCGUUAACAUGGGAGGAUUGGAAUCGUUUUAAUUUAGGUGUUAUGUAA
Helianthus annuus (common sunflower) is the source of this 960-nucleotide messenger RNA. RefSeq lists its product as uncharacterized. The record is from RefSeq and is a predicted model, not a curated record. The transcript has 2 exons. NCBI's taxonomy places the organism in Eukaryota, Viridiplantae, Streptophyta, Magnoliopsida, Asterales, Asteraceae. The coding region runs from base 1 to 960 and encodes 319 amino acids.